CGGGUUUGUCUGUCCCAGCUGGGCCGCUGGGGGGAAAGGAGGCUUGGGGCAGUCGAGGAAGACGGCGAUCCAGGGCCGCGCCGCCGAAUGCCCACCCCUGAGGGAUCCCCGGUCAUCAGGGCUGCGGGACCCCCAGGGUGGAUUUGCCUUGUGCCCGCCCCAUCCCCAUCCCUGGCCCAACAUGAUAUUGACCAAAGCCCAGUACGACGAGAUAGCCCAGUGCUUAGUGUCUGUGCCGCCGACCAGGCAGAGCCUGAGGAAGCUGAAGCAGAGGUUUCCCAGAAACAUAUUAAAAGAACACAUGCUAAACAUCAUACUUCGGAAGCAAUUGAAAGUUAUUACCGAAGGUACCUGAAUGGCGUGGCAAAAAAUGGAGCUGCCCCAGUGCUCCUGGAGCUGGCCAAUGAGGUGGACUAUGCACCCUCAUUAAUGGCUCGGAUUAUUCUGGAGAGGUUUCUACAAGAGCAUGCGGAAACUCUACCCUGCAAGUCUGUUAUAAAUAGUAUGCUGCGGGACCCUUCUCAGAUUCCAGAUGGAGUUCUAGCCAAUCAGGUCUAUCAGUGCAUUGUGAACGACUGUUGCUAUGGACCACUGGUGGACUGCAUCAAACACGCCAUUGGUCAUGAGCAUGAAGUCCUGCUUCGAGACUUACUUCUGGAGAGAAACCUGUCCUUCUUAGGUGAAGGUCAGCUCCGGGCGAAGGGCUAUGACAAAACCCCAGACUUUAUCUUACAAGUGCCAGUGGCCGUAGAAGGGCACAUAAUUCACUGGAUUGAAAGCAAAGCCUCAUUUGGUGAUGAAUGUAGCCACCACGACUACCUGCAUGACCAGUUCUGGAGCUACUGGAAUAGGUUCGGGCCUGGCUUAGUCAUCUACUGGUAUGGAUUUAUCCAGGAGCUGGACUGCAACCGGGAGAGGGGCAUCCUGCUCAAAGCCUCUUUCCCCACGGACAUUGUCACCUUAGGCCACAGCGUAGCCUGACCCUGAGGAUCCGGAAAGCGAAGCUGGGAGGAAAAGGUGAACCCGGAAGCAAUUUUACUUUCCUGCAGCGUAAACUCCUGGCAACAUCUGCCUUGAACUCCAGCUGAACUCUUGCUGCCCGUGGUCACAGCACUGCCUCGUUAGACAAACACAUCAGGAGUUUCUGCCUUCCUUCAUCCCUUGCCGACGUGAACGGCCAAGAACCACAGACACAGCCCACUCAUUAUCAGCAUUUCUGUCUCUGUCAAGCAGUUAGUUUAUAGAUAGUCAUAAUCUUUCUUCCUUCCGGAUGGUUUCUCCUUCUGUCCUGAACAAAAGAAAAAAUGUGGAGACUAAAAGGUGUGAUUUUUCAGUUCUCCUCCCAGUUACUGAGUCACCCUCCUAGCCCACCCCAGCCCUGCCCAGCCCGACUCCAUUCAUUAGCUCUCCCUCCAGACUGCCCCACACCCAGAGUCCUAUGACAGUCUCAGGCAUAAUCUAGCCUGAGAUUAAACUGGAAAGACCGAGGUCCGACACUAAGCAUUCGCUCUCACCUGCAGGGCCCCAGGGCCCUCCAUGAUCCUAUCGUGAGCCGGGCAUCACCUGGCUCGGUCCUUACAUGGCAUCCUGACCUCUGUGGCAUUACAUGGAGCUGCAAACCACACGUCUAUUUUUUAAUGAGGAGUUCUUUUUUAUGUUGCUUAUUUAAACUCCAAACAUGUAACUCUCAUCUCAUUUCAAACUGUCAAUUGCGUUGCGUCUAGGAACCUUACUAUUUCUUUGGGUCGUGGGCUAAAAGGGAAGGCAAUUGAAAUUCGGACCUGGUAUUGGCAAGUUUAUUUCUAAACAUGAGUAGUUGUCAGUAUGUACGUUACCCAAUAAUUUUAUAGGUUAAAAAAAAAAUGUUUAAGCGCCUUUCAGUAGAUUCUGCGUUGUAUCUGCUUUUCAUAAUUGCAUAGCAAAUAGUGCAAGUAUUGAGCUGUUUAUGAAUUAACUAUAUCAGAAAUAAACCUCACUUAAUUUUAAAUAAGCAAAAUCGGGGCGAUUUUGGCUGUGUUCACUGUUUUCAGUUUUCCCUUACCGCCAACCUCUUUUGUCUUAACACAAAGCGUCAAUACAGUCAUUGUAAUUAGUUAGUAAAAUAUUUCCCCCCCAACUGGAAAACAAUCAUUUUCACAAUGUUGAAACUGAUUGGUUUUGAAAUGAUUUUUUUAAGGGUACCUUUGGCAAACAACUGUAAGCUGCAGACAGCACUUGGUUCUUUCAAAGGCCUGAGUUAUCUGUGCUUUGUUUUCUGGCCGAGAAAGUUUGGAAGGGUGCUGUCUGCCGCCUUCCUUUUCAGAGGGCACCCACAGAAAGCUGCGUGGCUGGCUGUUGGGACGUUCCUCCAUUGUGGGCUACAGGAAGAGAGAGAGAGAGAGAGAGAGAGGAAGGAGGUGAAAUGGCAGGGAGAUGGCAGGUGAGCUUUGUUUCCAUAUGAAAUUCAUCCAGAAAGUUUUGAGAGUGAAAUCAGAGCGCUUAGAAACCACUCCUAUUGCCUUGAUGUCUGAGGUGUUUCCACCUCUACGCAGAAUAGUUUUGUUGCAACAACAGUAUUGAUUUAAAAAUAAGUAUAUGUAUUUUUCUAAAGCAAAAUUGUUGCCAAGAUUUAUGUUCGAGGUAUUGCAUGAAGCUGUCUUGGUUGGUUUUUCCCCUUCUUUAGGAGUAAAUUACACUUAUCUGCACAGAUAUUGAAAGUCCCGUUAAACCCUAUCAAGGACUGGUUUGUUUUACAUUAAGCGAAUCUAUAAUGAGAGUUCACAAAUUUAAACAAUUUUUUUCAAGUGCUUGCGUUUGGUAGUUAUCCAGGCGGUGCCCUGACGAUGUAUCGUGAGGAGGUGCUGGCUGGUGUUUUCCUGCAGAAGCAUCCCCUCCUGUUCAGGAAUGAGGCCUGAAGAUUUGGCCCUUACACAGGGGAAGAAAACCAGCAAACGAUAGGCUGCAAUACAUUACAACUUGUUCAAAGUGAAGCUGUUUUCCACACAGAAGCUAAUGGGAUUAUUGUAUCUUUGACUUUUGGACUGGAGGGUGAGCGGAAAGAGAGUAAUAUUCCCAGCCCAGAUGAUUAGAGACCCCUUGUUCGUAUACAUUAAAACCACUUGUUGUCUGUGA
Molecule: messenger RNA, 3111 nt
Organism: Echinops telfairi (small Madagascar hedgehog)
Lineage: Eukaryota; Metazoa; Chordata; Mammalia; Afrosoricida; Tenrecidae
Gene: CDIN1
Product: CDAN1 interacting nuclease 1
Exons: 10
Coding region: 88-981 (297 amino acids)
Biological process (GO): erythrocyte differentiation
Cellular component (GO): cytoplasm; nucleus
Source: RefSeq, a predicted model, not a curated record